Molecule: messenger RNA, 267 nt
Organism: Lingula anatina
Lineage: Eukaryota; Metazoa; Brachiopoda; Lingulata; Lingulida; Lingulidae
Product: aspartate--tRNA ligase, mitochondrial
Biological process (GO): aspartyl-tRNA aminoacylation
Cellular component (GO): cytoplasm; mitochondrion
Molecular function (GO): aspartate-tRNA ligase activity; ATP binding; nucleic acid binding
Source: RefSeq, a predicted model, not a curated record
AGGGUCUGGAAUCUGCUCACCAUCCAUUCACAGCCCCUCAGCCAGGGCAGGAAGAACUGUUGUAUACUCACCCGGAGAAGGUCCAAGGUCAGCAUUAUGACUUGGUGCUAAAUGGGACUGAGAUUGGAGGAGGGUCUAUAAGAAUUCAUAAUUCCCAAAUGCAAAGAUAUGUUCUAGAAGAAAUUUUGAAGGAGGAUUCCAGCCAGCUUAAUCACUUACUUCAGGCAUUAGACUCAGGAUGCCCACCACAUGGGGGUAUAGCACUAG